This is a messenger RNA of Fulvia fulva, 837 nucleotides long. RefSeq lists its product as uncharacterized. The transcript has a single exon. The coding region runs from base 1 to 837 and encodes 278 amino acids. The record is from RefSeq and is a predicted model, not a curated record. NCBI's taxonomy places the organism in Eukaryota, Fungi, Ascomycota, Dothideomycetes, Mycosphaerellales, Mycosphaerellaceae.
AUGUACAGCCAGCGCGACUGGUUCUCGAGACUACCAGCAGAGUUGUGCAAUGCUAUCCACGAGCUCGUGUUCUCUGCAGAGCAUAGUGGACAGCCUCUGAAUAUGAGUAUGAAACUGCCAACUAUCAUCAACGUGAGCGGGCAAACACUCCGCGAGAGCUUUCCAAUGUGGCUGGCAAAGAACGACUUCAUUGUCCAUGUACAAAGAACGAACUCUACGAAGGAUCCUCGCACGGACAUAGGCUACCGAAAGGUGCUCGAAUGGCUCGAUUGGCUUAGUCCGGCAUGUGUCCGCUUCAUCGGUCCUCUCACCAUCAUACUGGAAGAUCGCGCAUAUGUCGAGUGCGAAAACGGACAGCGCCAUCCAGACUGGGAUUUCAAGGAUAUCUGGGUGAUCUUUGUGGCUGAGCUGGCGGGACGUGGACUAUUACCACGUCAGCUACAAUGGCCUAGCUUGAGCGAGCAGCAGCUUGCAGAUCUGAUCGACUUCUGGAGGAUGGGGCUAAAUUUCGAAUAUAGAGAUAUCGCAUGUGAGCAGGCCGACUUCCAGCAGUCGGUAUUGACCACCCUGUUGGAAAGCUCUGAGCUCAUGGAUCCGGGAAACCAUCCAAUCAACAUUUACGAGCAGGCAGCGCAACGCUUCGACCGGGUCGCUCCCGCGCCCUUCGUCGGGUCCUACAUACGUUCUGCUGACCAGACCAGACCUGAAAGUCGCCAUUACUGCAAGCUGUUGUCUGAUGUCUACCGACCAUGCGUCAGAGGGCUGAGCUGUAGUUGUAGUAGCCAUCACCUAUGUUGUUCAAGGCGGAAAUAUUGCAUUCCAAGGGAACAAAAUUAG